Capsella rubella is the source of this 982-nucleotide messenger RNA. RefSeq names its product ethylene-responsive transcription factor 15. NCBI's taxonomy places the organism in Eukaryota, Viridiplantae, Streptophyta, Magnoliopsida, Brassicales, Brassicaceae. Gene Ontology annotation, biological process: regulation of DNA-templated transcription; ethylene-activated signaling pathway. The transcript has a single exon. Bases 96 to 836 code for a protein of 246 amino acids. The record is from RefSeq and is a predicted model, not a curated record. Gene Ontology annotation, molecular function: DNA binding; DNA-binding transcription factor activity.
AUAACUUAUUGCCCACAAACCACAACAGAUAACAAAAACAAGAAAGAAGAAAAAGAAAAAAAAAAACUAAAGAAGAUUAAAAAAAAAUCUCAGAAAUGGAAUAUUCCCAAUCUUCCAUGUAUUCGUCUCCGAGUUCUUGGAGCUCAUCACAAGAAUCAUCACUCUUAUGGAACGAGAGCUGUUUCUUUGAUCAAUCUUCUGAUCCUCACUCCUUCUUGUGCCCUAACUACGAUUACUCCGAUGACUUUUUCUCAUUUGAGUCGUCGGAGACGAUGAUGGUUAAGGAAGAAAUCCAAAACAGUGAAGUUUCCAACUCCGAGGAAGAAGAAAAGGUUGGAGUCGAUGAAGAGAGAUCAUACAGAGGAGUGAGGAAAAGGCCGUGGGGCAAAUUCGCAGCGGAGAUAAGAGAUUCAACAAGGAACGGGAUUAGGGUUUGGCUCGGGACGUUCGACAAGGCCGAGGAAGCUGCUCUUGCUUACGACCAAGCCGCUUUCGCCACCAAAGGUUCUCUGGCCACACUUAAUUUCCCCGUGGAAGUGGUUAGAGAGUCUCUCAAGAAAAUGGAGAAUGUGAAUCUUCAAGAUGGAGGAUCUCCGGUUAUGGCCUUGAAGAGGAAACAUUCGCUUAGGAACCGGCCUAGAGGGAAGAAGAGAUCUUCUUCUUCGUCUUCUUCUUCUUCUAACUCCUCUUCUUACUCUUCAUCUUCUUCUGCUUCUUCAACAUCAAGAAGUAGUACUAGUAAGCAGAGUGUUGUGAAACAAGAAAGUGGUACACUUGUGGUUUUUGAAGAUUUAGGUGCUGAGUAUUUAGAACAACUUCUUAUGAGCUCAUGUUGAUCUUGUAAUUAGUGUCAGCUAAAACUACUUUAAUUUUGUGAUAAUUAAAUCUUUAAAUUUGUUUGUUCAUUCUGCAAUUUCUUUGGUUCUCUUAUUUUUUGUUUUUGUAUCCAAAUGAAAUUAUUGGAAGAGAGGUGAUGUUGAUG